CCGUCAGGACUCAGAUUCUCCCCAGACUCCGAGCAUGCGGGCCAUGGCGCUGGGAACCUUCCUCCUGCUGCUCUCGGGGACCCUGACCCUGACCGAGACCUGGGCGGGCUCCCACUCCCUGAGGUAUUUCAGCACCGCCGUGUCCCGGCCCGGCCGCGGGGAGCCCCGCUUCAUCGCCGUCGGCUACGUGGACGACACGCAGUUCGUGCGGUUCGACAGCGACGCCGCGAGUCCGAGGAUGGAGCCGCGGGCGCCGUGGAUGGAGCAGGAGGGGCCGGAGUAUUGGGAGCGCGAGACGCGGACCGCCAAGAACAACGCACAGAUUUUCCGAGUGGACCUGAACACCCUGCGCGGCUACUACAACCAGAGCGAGGCCGGGUCUCACACUGUUCAGUGGAUGUAUGCCUGCGACGUGGGGCCGGACGGGCGCCUCCUCCGCGGGUAUGAACAGUUCGCCUACGACGGCGCCGAUUACCUCGCCCUGAACGAGGACCUGCGCUCCUGGACCGCGGCGGACACGGCGGCUCAGAUCACCCGGCGCAAGUGGGAGGCGGCCGGUGUGGCGGAGCACGACAGGAACUACCUGGAGGGCAAGUGCGUGGAGUGGCUCCUCAGAUACCUGGAGAACGGGAAGGAGACGCUGCAGCGUGCAGACCCUCCAAAGACACGUGUGACCUACCACCCUAUCUCUGACCGUGAGGUCACCCUGAGGUGCUGGGCCCUGGGCUUCUCCCCUGCGGAGAUCACCCUGACCUGGCAGCGUGAUGGGGAGGACCUGACCGAGGACACCGAGCUUGUGGAGACCAGGCCUGCAGGGGAUGGGACCUUCCAGAAGUGGGCGGCUGUGGUGGUGCCUUCUGGAGAGGAGCAGAGAUACACGUGCCAUGUGCAGCAUGAGGGGCUGCCUGAGCCCAUCACCCUGAGAUGGGAGCCAUCUCGUGUCCUCAUGGUGGGCAUCAUUGCUAGCAUGGUUCUCUUCGCGGUCACUGUAGCUGUGGUGGCUGGAGCUGUGUUCUGGAGGAAGAAGCGCUCAGGUGGAAAAGGAGGGAGCUAUGCUCAGGCUGCAAGCAGUGACAGUGCCCAGGGCUCUGAUGUGUCUCUCACCACAGCGUGAGACAGCUGCCUUGUGGGGAACUGAGUGAUGCAAAAUUUGUUCCUGUCCACCCACAUUGUGACUUCAGGAAUCUCUGACUUCUGUUUCUGCAAAGGGCAUCGGAAUGUGUCUGCGUUCCUAUUAGCAUAAUGUAAGGAAGUGGGGAGACUGGUCUCCCCGUGACCCCCUCCCCACACUGACAUGUGUUCUCUUCCCUGAUCCACUUUCCUGUUCCAGCAGAGCGGGCCUGGGCCGUCUCCAUCCCUGUCUUAGCUUUUUGUUGCACUGAGCUGCAACUUCUUACUGCCUUAUUGAAAAUAAGAAUCUGGAUAUGAACUUGUUUUUUUUCAGGUUCUUGCCAUGGGGGAUUGAUGGAUUAAUUAAAGGAGAAGAUUCCUAAAAUUUGAGAGGGGAAAUAAAUGGAAGCACUGAGAACUUUUCAGAA
Diceros bicornis minor is the source of this 1538-nucleotide messenger RNA. Its product is annotated as saoe class I histocompatibility antigen, A alpha chain-like. Gene Ontology annotation, molecular function: peptide antigen binding; signaling receptor binding. The record is from RefSeq and is a predicted model, not a curated record. Gene Ontology annotation, biological process: positive regulation of T cell mediated cytotoxicity; antigen processing and presentation of endogenous peptide antigen via MHC class I via ER pathway, TAP-independent; immune response. Lineage: Eukaryota; Metazoa; Chordata; Mammalia; Perissodactyla; Rhinocerotidae. Gene Ontology annotation, cellular component: external side of plasma membrane.